Notothenia coriiceps (black rockcod) is the source of this 1037-nucleotide messenger RNA. Its product is annotated as fibroblast growth factor 2. The coding region runs from base 660 to 1037 and encodes 125 amino acids. The record is from RefSeq and is a predicted model, not a curated record. The transcript is spliced from 3 exons. Gene Ontology annotation, molecular function: growth factor activity. Lineage: Eukaryota; Metazoa; Chordata; Actinopteri; Perciformes; Nototheniidae.
GCACCUAUGAAUAGACCUUAUUCAACUCUCAGGCUGCAUGAAUGGAAACACUGGUUCGGUUCACAUGCUGCUCUUGGCGCUCUGAAGGGUCUCAGUGGUACAGUCCAAGUUGCACGUCCCCCCCCCCCCUCCUCCUUGCCCUCAUCUCCUUUCACGACUCCUUCUGGGUUGGUUGGUAAGAAAAGUGAGCCUUUAGUGGGCGUGAGCGAGUGUGUGUUGGUGCUCCUAGGGCGCAUGCGAACUGAGGCCCGAAGGGGAAAGCCUUGCACACAGAUCUAAGCCAGCUGCCCUGAUUUAAACACUUCAUUGCAAGAAGAGUGGAAGCGAAGGGGGAAUCUGCAUGCAAUCCCCCCCCUACCAGUGUGCUCAAAGUACACUGGCAAAGCAGCUGCCCGAUCUACAAGCUACACAUUCGGACGCUUGCAAGUAAAGGCAUUAAGGAGUCUUUCUGUCUCACAUUCUCAGGACUCAAAGGGCACCGGUUGUCCUGAGAGGGGGGUCCUUUAGGCAAACUGACCUCUGGGGUUAACCUGAAUCAGUGUUUGUGGAGCUCUGUGGAGGAGGGAACAGUUAGUGGGAGGUGGGAGGCCACAUUGGGGCUCCUGAGCUGCUCAAGAAGGAGACGAAGCAGUCGCCGGGAAGCAAGGCAAGAGGAGGAUAUGGCCACGGGAGAAAUCACAACACUUCCCUCCACACCUGAUGACGGAGGCAGCGGCGGCUUUCCUCCCGGGAGCUUCAAGGACCCCAAAAGGCUGUACUGCAAGAACGGGGGCUUCUUCUUGAGGAUAAAGCCUGAAGGGGGUGUGGAUGGAAUCCGGGAGAAGACCGACCCCCACAUAAAACUUCAACUCCAGGCGACCUCAGUGGGCGAAGUGGUCAUCAAAGGAGUGUGUGCGAAUCGCUAUCUGGCAAUGAACAGAGAUGGACGACUGUUUGGAGCGUCGGUAAACGACCUUCAGUUCACUGGGGAUCUGUCCCUUGUUGUGAGUGAUAAUAUCUUUAGUUUCCAGAAGUUCGUACCCCCUCGUGAGCUCUGA